Hevea brasiliensis (rubber tree) is the source of this 1219-nucleotide messenger RNA. RefSeq names its product cytosolic sulfotransferase 12-like. The record is from RefSeq and is a predicted model, not a curated record. The coding region runs from base 194 to 1159 and encodes 321 amino acids. Gene Ontology annotation, cellular component: cytoplasm. NCBI's taxonomy places the organism in Eukaryota, Viridiplantae, Streptophyta, Magnoliopsida, Malpighiales, Euphorbiaceae. Gene Ontology annotation, molecular function: sulfotransferase activity. Gene Ontology annotation, biological process: sulfation. The transcript has a single exon.
CCUACGGAUGGGGGUGAAGUAUCAUUAAAAGACUUUGUCCUUUGUAGUUCUGUCUCCUUACUAUCCUCUCCUCUCCUCUCCUCUGUUUUUCACUUCCUGAAACUACAACAAUUUGGUCAACUUUUUAGUUCCUGCCCUUAUCUUUCUCUUGAUCAAUGAACAUUCAAGAAUAGCCAUUGUUAGUGUUUAUAUUAUGGAAUCUUCUUCUUCUUCUUCUUCUUCUACCUUUCAAAUUGAUGCUCGUCUUCCUAAAGAGAUCAGCUGGGGAACCAUAGAGUUUCUUCAAUGGGAAGGCUUCUGGUAUGCAAAACCUCACCUUGCAGCCGUCAUGGCUGCAAGGUCACACUUCAAAGCUCGAGACGAAGAUGUCAUCUUAGCUUCCUCUAUGAAGACAGGGAGCACCUGGCUCAAGGCUAUUAUACCCUGCAUCAUCAACAGUAAGACUUCUGCUGCUGGUGAUGGAAAUGGUGACAAUAUUGAUGAGGAAGAAGACUAUGAUCCUUUUGUCGAACACCACCCCAAUGACCUUAUGCCAGCUUUAGAAACCCAGAUUUUUCGCCAAGAUCCAAAUGCCGAUUUAUCAGGUAUGCCUUCUCCUAGACUUUUGAGAACCCAUAUGCCAUAUUCAAUUCUGCCAGAGUCCAUCAAGGACUCUGCCUGCAAGAUUGUCUACAUCACUCGAGACCCUAAGGAUGUGUUUGUGUCCUUGUGGCAUUUCUUGAACACAAGGAUUUCAUGCCCUUUACAUGAAGCAUUUGAGAGCUUUUGCAAUGGAGUACACCCUUUUGGGCCUUUCCAUGACCAUGUUUUAGGGUACUGGAAAGAGAGUCUGAAGAGGCCUGAAAAGAUACUAUUCCUGAAAUAUGAAGAGCUAAAGAGUGACCCAACAGGGCAAGUCAGAAAAUUAGCUUCUUUUCUUGGAAGGCCUCUUGUUCAAGUGGAUGAAGUGGACAAACUGGUCUGGAAGUGUAGCUUUGAGAGGCUGAAAAACUUGGAGAUUAACAGAACUGGGGUAGACCCUCAUCUUGGGUUUACCUAUAAAUCAUAUUUCAGGGUUGGUUUGGUUGGGGAUUGGAAGAACCACUUAUCUGCAGAGAUGAGGAAACAUCUGGACAAAAUUACACAAACGAAGCUGGAGGGGUCCGGGUUAGAAUUGUAAUUCUCUCCUAUAGGAAUGUGACACCCUGCUUAUGCAAUUAAUGAUCGGAUUACUGUCCAA